AUGUCCUCCGCCUCUCUACCCAUCGCGGUCGACCCGGUCGCUCUCGUCACGACAGAAUGUAUCACCGUCACCUCCGCUAUGCGCAAACAUGCCCGAUGGGCUCACUCCUCUGUUUCUGCUAUCCUCGGUGGCAGUGCCGCCUCUCGCGUUUACGAUCGGGACACCUCCGCUCCUCCCAGCCCUCGCAAUGGUGCAACGACGCCCCGUCCCAGGUCGAGAAUGUCCACCGUGGACGAUGAUCAUGCUCUGGCCAAUCGCUGGGGCCUGAGGGGGAAGAAAGGCAAAAGCAUGCAGGACAAUCCACUAAUAUCGGCUUUCACCCGUCUGCGAAGCGACUUGAAGGGCUGUAAGGACAUUAGGACAUUCGACGCUCCCGCCUUGCUCCAUCCAUUCCUCCAAGUGAUCCGCUCCUCGUCCACCUCCGCCGGUAUUACCUCUCUGGCCUUGGUCGCCUUGACCAAGUUCUUCGCCUACAACAUCAUCAGCCGAGAAUCCCCCCGCCUCUCCAUGGCUAUGCAAUUGUUAUCGGCCGCCAUCACCCAUUGCCGCUUUGAAGCCAGCGAUUCCGCGGCGGAUGAAAUCGUGCUUCUGAGAAUCCUGAAGUUAAUGGAGGGGAUGCUGUCCCGUCCGGAAGGGGAACUCCUGGGAGACGAGAGUGUCUGUGAGAUGAUGGAAACCGGUCUCAGCAUGUGCUGUCAGGUCCGCCUCUCGGAAGUUUUGCGGAGGUCCGCCGAGAUGGCCAUGGUCAAUAUGUGCCAGGUGAUAUUCAUGCGCUUGUCUCACUUAGAGAUCACGGACCCUUCACCAUCCAGCCCUUCAAACCCCACCCAAGACGGCGGCGAACCUACCAACUUCAAGAUGGAUCCCUCCGUGGAUGGAGAUACGGUGGCUUCGCAGCAUCCAUCCGCUUUGGGAUCAGACACAGCCGUCCCAGAUCGCGAUCGCAGCAGCGACGAGGUAUCCUCUGAUCAGAUGGCGAAUGGUAGCGCCGUCGCCGCACCGCCCAAUCCACAGGACGAUCUUGGAGAUGAAGUUAAACCAUAUUCCCUGCCUUCGAUCAGGGAGCUCUUCCGGGUUCUCAUCGACCUCCUGGACCCUCAUAACCGACAACAUACCGACCCCAUGAGAGUCAUGGCCUUGAGGAUAAUUGAUGUGGCCCUGGAAGUUGCAGGCCCCUCUAUUGCUAGACAUCCCAGCCUGGCUGCCUUGGCGCAGAAUGAUCUCUGUCGACACCUUUUCCAGUUAGUGAGGUCCGAAAACAUGGCUAUUCUGACCGGAUCUCUCCGCGUUACGGGCACCUUACUGCUCACCUGUCGCCCUGUAUUGAAGCUCCAACAGGAGCUCUAUCUGUCCUAUCUGGUUGCUUGUCUUCAUCCACGGGUAGAGAUACCUAGAGAGCCGGGCAUCGACCCGUCUCUGUAUGACGGGGUGCCACAAGCACCCAAGCUGGUCAAGCCUCCCCCGUCCCAGUCAAGUAGUGGCCGGUCGACCCCCAUCCCGGUGAAAGAUCGCCAGAAGCUAGGACUGGAAGGAGGUUCGAGGAAGCCGGAAACCCGCGAAGCUAUGGUCGAAAGCAUUGGUGUGCUGUCGCGGAUCCCCAGCUUUAUGGUCGAGCUAUUCAUUAAUUAUGACUGUGAGGUCGACCGGGCGGACCUCUGCGAGGACCUGGUCGGACUACUGUCCCGAAACGCAUUCCCCGACUCUGCCACAUGGAGUACGACUAAUGUCCCUCCUUUGUGCUUGGACGCACUCCUAGGAUAUGUCCAAUUCAUCUACGAUAGACUCGACGAUGAGCCCGUGUUCGACUGUUUCCCGUCUACUGAUGUCUUAAGAAGCCAGCGGAAGACGAAAAAAAUCAUUAUUCAUGGUGCCCAGAAAUUCAACGAGGAUCCCAAGGCAGGCAUCGCCUACCUUGCUGCUCAAGGCAUCAUUGAGAAUCCGGAUGACCCUGUGUUAGUGGCCAAGUUCCUAAAAGGGACGUCGCGGCUGUCAAAGAAGGUUCUGGGCGAAUUCAUCUCAAAGCGUUCCAACGAACACCUCCUUGAAGCUUUUGUCGAUCUGUUCGACUUCUCUAACAAGUCUGUGGUCGAUGCGUUGAGAGAUCUCCUGGGCGCCUUCCGGUUACCUGGCGAGUCCCCGUUGAUCGAGCGGAUCGUAACGACAUUCAGUGACAAAUUUAUACAAAAGGCCCAUCCCCCAGGUGUUGCAGACAAAGAUGCCCUUUUUGUGCUGACGUAUGGUAUUAUCAUGCUCAAUACGGAGCUGUACAACCCCAAUAUAAAGUCACAGAAUCGCAUGUCUUGUACCGAUUUCGCAAGGAAUUUGCGCGGAGUGAAUGCAGGCCAAGACUUUGCCCCAGAGUUCCUCCAGGAGAUCUACGACUCUAUCAAGCAGAAUGAAAUUAUCUUGCCCGACGAGCAUGAUAACAAGCAUGCGUUUGAUUUUGCCUGGCGGGAGCUGUUACUGAAGUCAUCGUCGGCCGGAGAACUGGCUGUGGGCGAAACAAAUAUUUACGAUGCCGAGAUGUUCGAAGCUACCUGGAAGCCAGUCGUUGCAACCCUUUCGUACGUUUUCAUGUCUGCUUCCGAUGAUGCGGUAUACUCUCGGGUCGUCAUGGGAUUUGACCAAUGUGCCCAAAUUGCCGCUCGUUACGGUCUGACUGAAGCAUUCGACCGCAUCGUGUUCUGUCUUUCCUCUAUCAGUACGCUCGCCACCGACAAGCCGCCCAGCACCUCCCUCAACACAGAGGUCCAGGCCGGCAAGAAGAGCGUCAUGGUCAGCGAACUGGCCGUGAAGUUCGGGAGAGACUUCAGAGCGCAGCUGGCUACUGUGGUCCUCUUUAGGGUCCUGGCCGGAAACGAAGGAACAGUCCAGUACAGCUGGAAACACGUUGUCCAGAUCCUCAGAAACCUCUUCAUCAAUUCUCUUGUCCCCCCGUUCGACUCUAGCCUCAACUCUGAGCUCGAUAUUCCGCAGAUCCCACUGCAGCCACCAUCGCAGAUCGUAGACCGUGAUGUGAAGGCGAACGAAUCUGGCCUUUUAUCCGCCUUUACCUCUUACCUCUCCAGCUAUGCCGCUGAUGAUCCCCCGGAACCGUCUGAUGAAGAACUGGACAACACUCUCUGCACUGUGGACUGUGUGACGGCUUGUUCGAUCGACGAUGUCUUAACGAACAUCAAGUCGCUUCCCGCAUCAUCUAUCAAGUUGGUGGUGGAAUCUCUGUUAGACCUCUUGCCUGAAGAAUCCGCGCCUGCAGUUAUCGUCGUGAAACAGGAGCGCCCGGCUUCUAGAAUACCCAAUGGCAAAGUUGAUGCCGAAAGGUCUACGUAUGACCCAGGGAUGAUGUAUUUGCUAGAGCUUGCAACUAUCCUUACCCUCCGUGACCAAGGAACUCUAGAGGCUACAGGCGAGAGGUUGCUGGCUUCUUUGCAGGCGUUUGUCCGAGACGCGAAGAACAUACAUUCCUUGGCAUUGUCUCGGAUCAUCUAUUACUUGCUGAACUUGCUGCGAUUGAGCCAUGAACAACCUUUCAUGCGAGUGCCAGUUAUCCUCCACGGUAUCUCUGGGUUUGAUCAAGAUGUCUUAGAAAGCGUCGCGGUUCCAGUCAUCACUGGUCUUACCCGCUGCGUCUCCAGCGCCGGCCUGUUGCGGAAUGAGAUGACCAUUUCCCCGGAUUUCUGGUCUAUACUGCAGAGACUGCAUCAACACAAAGAGGCAUCCCCGUUGGUGUUUAAUUUACUCCAAACCAUUGCGGAGACACACCCACCAAUUGUUACUGCGGACAAUUACGAGUCGACUGUCAGUCUUGCGAAUGAUUUCAUUAGUGCAGCUAGUAUCGGUUAUAUCGAAGAGCGGCAGAGAGAUGCCCACUCUCGACGUUCCAAAGGAGUCAAACAGCCGAAGACAAGCGGAAAUGAAACAGUUGCUCGUGGCCUCAAGGCGAUUGGCCUUAUUUAUCAACUGACGGAUCGAGUCCCCACUCUGAUCAAACAAUCUCACCUGGAAGAGGCCGAAGCCUGGUCUGCCUACUGGUCCCCUGUGUUCCAGUCCUUGACCACGCAAUGCAUCAACCCCUGCAGAGAUAUCCGCCAUCACGCAAUCUCGACCUUACAACGAGCUCUCCUUUCCGUCGAGAUCAAUACAACGGACAACAAAGAGUGGGCCGCGAUUUUCGACCAGGUCCUCUUCCCACUGAUCCUGCGGCUCUUGAAGCCUGAGGUCUACCACUCAGAUCCGCUUGGAAUGGGCGAAACGCGCGUACAGGCAGCUACAUUGGUGUGCAAGAUUUUCCUGCGUUAUCUGGAUCAACUUCCCAACAGUGAAGGGAUGCUGGAUUUGUGGCUCAAGAUCUUGGACAUACUCGACCGCAUGAUGAACAGCGGCCAGGGAGACAGCCUGGAGGAGGCUAUUCCAGAAAGCCUGAAGAACAUCCUCUUGGUCAUGGCUGAUGGCGGGCAUUUAGUUCCAGCGUCGGAAGAUCCCAGCAAGGAGAAGACCUGGACUGAGACCAAGAAACGCUUGGAGAGGUUUCUGCCUGACCUAUUCAAGGAAAUCUUCCCUGAGGCUCCACAGGAGACGUCCGCACCAGUUUCAGCGAUUGCAUCCCCCACCCCGACAGCCAACGACAACGCCAGUCAGGCAAACAACGAUGAGGACAAGGGUCCUUCUGAAGCUGCCGCUCCUGAGAAUGAGCCCGGGAGCCCCGAAACGGCGCAGCCUGAGCAGCAACAGCAAUAG
This is a messenger RNA of Aspergillus terreus NIH2624, 4737 nucleotides long. RefSeq lists its product as uncharacterized. NCBI's taxonomy places the organism in Eukaryota, Fungi, Ascomycota, Eurotiomycetes, Eurotiales, Aspergillaceae. The record is from RefSeq and is a predicted model, not a curated record. Gene Ontology annotation, molecular function: guanyl-nucleotide exchange factor activity. Gene Ontology annotation, biological process: regulation of ARF protein signal transduction. The transcript has 6 exons. Bases 1 to 4737 code for a protein of 1578 amino acids.